Molecule: messenger RNA, 958 nt
Organism: Vanessa atalanta (red admiral)
Lineage: Eukaryota; Metazoa; Arthropoda; Insecta; Lepidoptera; Nymphalidae
Gene: CPH16
Product: cuticle protein 16.5-like
Exons: 1
Coding region: 48-857 (269 amino acids)
Source: RefSeq, a predicted model, not a curated record
CAGUGUAUAUUCCCUAGUCGAUCCCUUCUGAACUAACACAGACCACGAUGAAUUCGCUGGUGGUGUUACUUUCUUUGAUGGCCCUGGCCUCUGCCAAGCCUAGUGGACUCAAAUCUGGUAUAGUGAGCUAUGCUGCUCCCGCCAUAGUAGUGGCUCCUGCAGCGGUUUCACACCAGUCCCGCGUAGAUAUCAAAUCAUCACCAGCCAUAGUUGCUACUCAAUCAGAACCACUGACACGUGCCGUUAUCGCUGAACCUGCAAUUGUUGCUGCUCCGGCAUUCGCGGCACCCAUUGCAUACGCUUCACCUGCUGCAUUUGCUGCACCAGCCACUUUCGCGGCACCUGCUGCGUUUGCUGCUCCAUUGGUUGGCGCCCCCGCUGCUGUAUCAUCCCAGUCCCGUGUGGACAUCAAAUCGUCUCCAGCAAUUAUCGACACUUUUGCUGCUGCACCCGUUUUCAACACGCUUGGCGGCGUUCCAGUAGCAUACAGCGCCCCUCUAGCUGCUACGUACGCCUCAUCCAUAUACUCUCCUGCUAUCGCCCCCGCCGUGCCAGUUGUGAAAGCUGUUAACAUCGAGUCUUUGCCAUCGGUUGAUGCUGCCGCUUUGCCCGUAGCUCCUACUGAAACACCUGAAGUUGCCGCUGCUCGCGCAGCUCACCUUGAAGCUAAGGCUCUCGAGGAGCAUAAGAUCCAGAAAAGAUCUCCUGGAUUUCUAGCGACCUCAUACCCAGCCGCCCCAAUCAUACCAAAUUACGCGGGCCACUUCGUGUACCCAGCAACUAUAACUCGUACAGGAACACCUAUUGCUGUAUCAGGACCAGUCCUCACUAGCGCCUACGGAAUCCAUCCUUACUAAAGGUCACCAUUAAAGUGAAAAGAAGAAUCUUCGCUUCAGUUGUGAAGACUUCAGUGUGGGAUUGAUUAAACUUUAAUCUAAAAUAAAUAAAUAGACACAUA